Molecule: messenger RNA, 4633 nt
Organism: Nelumbo nucifera (sacred lotus)
Lineage: Eukaryota; Viridiplantae; Streptophyta; Magnoliopsida; Proteales; Nelumbonaceae
Gene: TPP2
Product: tripeptidyl peptidase ii
Biological process (GO): proteolysis
Cellular component (GO): cytosol
Molecular function (GO): serine-type endopeptidase activity; tripeptidyl-peptidase activity
Source: RefSeq, a predicted model, not a curated record
UAAAUUUCCGGCCAAGUGGCGCCUAGCGCCCGUCUACGCACCGAAGGAAUCUCGCCGGAAAUAAUUAUUUGAUGCCGAGAAACCACCGUGCUUACGAAAUUGGAAAUUCCGCCCACCGGAAUACCAUUUUUUACUAAAAAACCUUUAUUCAUAAAAAAGUAGGAAAAUUAAAUUGAAAUGCUACCCCCAUUAUUUAAAGCAGUAUGUUGGGAUAAAUUAUCUUCGCAAUUAUUCUUUCCGACUUUUCUGUUUUCUCUGCCACUCUCAUAUUCCAGAAAGAGAGGAAGAGGAAGUAGGGGGUGCGAAGUUAGGGCAAUGCCUGUUUCUUCUGCUGUUGUAUCUGCUGAAGAAAAUGGUUCUCUUCGUUCUUUCAAACUAACAGAAUCGACAUUCUUAGCUUCACUGAUGCCGAAGAAGGAGACCGGGGCCGACCGAUUUGUCGAAGCUCAUCCUGAAUACGAUGGGCGAGGCGUUGUUAUUGCGAUUUUCGAUUCUGGUGUAGACCCAGCUGCUGCUGGAUUACAAGUUACCUCAGAUGGGAAGCCAAAAAUCAUAGAUGUCCUUGAUUGCACAGGAAGUGGAGAUAUUGACACCUCAAAAGUGGUAAAAGCUGAUGCAAAUGGUUGUAUCAUUGGAGCUUCAGGAGCACAAUUGAUUGUAAAUCCAUCAUGGAAAAAUCCUUCUGGGGAGUGGCAUGUGGGUUAUAAAUUGGUGUAUGAUCUCUUCACAGACACUUUGACUUCCCGUGUAAAGAAAGAGAGGAAGAAAAAGUGGGAUGAGAAAAAUCAGGAAGCAAUUGCUGAGGCUGUAAAGCAGCUUGAUGAAUUUGACCAGAAACAUACAAAGGUGGAGGACAACAACUUAAAAAAGGUUCGCGAGGAUCUUCAAAAUAGAGUUGAUAUUCUUCAGAAACAAGGCAAUAGUUAUGAUGAUCGGGGGCCUGUUAUAGAUGCUGUUGUGUGGCAUGAUGGUAAUGUGUGGAGGGUUGCUCUUGACACACAGAGCCUUGUGGAUGACUCAGAACACGGGAAACUGGCUGAUUUCGUUCCCCUAACAAACUAUAGGACUGAAAGGAAGUAUGGCAUAUUCAGCAAGCUAGAUGCUUGCACCUUUGUCACCAAUGUAUAUGAUGAAGGGAACAUUUUAAGCAUUGUAACAGAUUCCUCUCCCCAUGGAACUCAUGUUGCUGGUAUUGCUACAGCUUUCCAUCCAAAGGAACCUUUGCUAAAUGGAGUAGCACCUGGAGCACAAAUAGUAUCAUGUAAAAUUGGAGAUUCACGCUUAGGUUCAAUGGAAACUGGAACUGGUCUAACACGGGCACUUAUAGCUGCGGUAGAGCACAAAUGUGAUCUCAUCAAUAUGAGUUAUGGAGAGCCUACACUACUUCCAGAUUAUGGGCGUUUUGUUGAUCUUCUAAAUGAAGUGGUAAAUAAACACCGCCUUGUAUUUAUCAGCAGUGCUGGCAACAGUGGUCCUGCAUUGAGCACCGUGGGUGCACCUGGUGGCACCAGUUCAAGUAUAAUAGGAGUAGGUGCAUAUGUGUCUCCUGCCAUGGCUGCUGGAGCUCAUUGUGUGGUUGAAGCCCCUGGUGAAGGACUUGAAUAUACUUGGUCUAGCCGAGGUCCGACUGUUGAUGGAGAUCUCGGUGUCUGUGUAAGUGCCCCUGGUGGGGCAGUUGCACCUGUCCCCACAUGGACUCUCCAACGACGUAUGCUUAUGAAUGGGACGUCAAUGGCAUCUCCAUCUGCUUGUGGAGGAGUUGCUUUACUCAUUAGUGCAAUGAAGACCGAAGGUAUUCCUGUAAGUCCAUACAGCGUAAGGAAGGCACUUGAAAAUACCUCGGUUUCUGUAGGUGGUCUGCCAGAAGAUAAAUUAUCUACUGGACAUGGGCUUAUGCAAGUUGACAAAGCACUUGAAUAUAUUAAACAAUGUAGGCAUCUACCCUGUGUUUGUUAUCGGAUAAAGAUUAACCAAACCGGGAAAUCAACCCCAACGUCACGAGGCAUUUACCUAAGGGAUGCUAGUACUUGCCAACAAACUACUGAGUGGACUGUGGAAAUUAAGCCGGAGUUCCAUGAUGAUGCAAGUAACUUAGAACAAUUGGUUCCUUUUGAGGAAUGUAUAGCAUUGCAUAGUAGUGAAAAUACAGUUGUUCGGACUCCUGAGUAUCUGCUGCUUACACAUAAUGGCCGUACCUUCAAUGUGGUGGUGGAUCCUUCCUCACUUGGUGAAGGGCUUCACUAUUAUGAACUCUAUGGAAUUGAUUGCAAAGCACCAUGGCGUGGUCCUCUAUUCAGGGUGCCAAUCACGAUAACAAAGCCCGCCAUUUUAAAAGCUCAGUCUCCACUGAUUUCAUUCUCAGGGAUGCCAUUUUUACCAGGUCAUAUUGAAAGGAGAUUUAUCGAGGUACCACCUGGUGCCAGUUGGGCUGAGGCAACUAUGCGAACAUCGGGGUUUGAUACUGCUAGAAGAUUUUUUGUUGAUGCUGUUCAGAUAUCUCCUUUGAAGAGGCCUAUUAAGUGGGAGAGCGUUGUAACGUUCUCGUCUCCUUCUUCCAAAAGUUUCACCUUUCCUGUGAAAGGUGGUCAGACAAUGGAAUUAGCCAUUGCUCAGUUUUGGUCAAGUGGCAUAGGAAGUCAUGAAACCACUACUGUAGAUUUUCAGGUUGGAUUUCAUGGGAUUGAUGUCAACACAGAGGAAAUAGUACUUGAUGGAUCUGAAGCGCCAAUAAGAAUUGAAGCCAAGGCUCCCUUAUCAUCUGAGAAACUUGUUCCAGCUGCCACUUUAAACAAGAUAAGAGUUCCUUAUCGACCUACUGAGGUUAAACUUAGUACCCUUCCUACAAACCGUGACAAGUUACCUUCUGGCAAACAGAUUCUUGCAUUAACAUUAACUUACAAGUUCAAAUUGGAGGAUGGAGCUGAGAUAAAGCCUCAAGUUCCAUUACUUAACAAUCGUAUAUAUGAUACAAAAUUUGAGUCCCAGUUUUAUAUGAUUUCAGAUUCAAACAAGCGUGUAUAUGCAAUGGGGGAUGUCUAUCCAAAUUCCACAAAACUUCCCAAAGGCGAAUAUACCCUACAACUUUAUAUAAGGCAUGAUAAUGUACAGUACUUGGAGAAAAUGAAACAGCUGGUCUUGUUCAUUGAAAGAAACUUGGAAGAAAAGGAAAGAAUUCAGUUGAGUUUUUAUUCUCAACCUGAUGGUCCAGUGAUGGGAAAUGGCAGCUUCAAUUCCUCAGUUUUAGUUCCUGGGUCAAUUGAAGCAUUUUAUGUGGGCCCACCAACCAAAGACAAGAUCCCAAAGAACUGCCCAGCUGGAGCUGUGUUGUUUGGUGCAAUUUCGUAUGGGAAGCUGUCACUUGGAAUUAAAGAAGUGAAAAACAACCCAGAAAAAAAUCCUGUAUCAUAUCAGAUUUCUUAUGUGGUGCCGCCAAAUAAGCUUGAUGAAGACAAAGGAAAGUAUACUUCUUCAAUCUGCACAAAGAGUGUAUCUGAGCGUUUUGAAGAAGAGGUUCGCAAUGCUAAGAUAAAGUUUCUUGCAAGCCUAAAACAAGGCACUGAAGAAGAACGCAUGGAAUGGAAGGAGUUAUCUACUUCCUUGAAGUCUGAAUACCCCAAGUACACACCAUUGCUUUAUCAAAUCCUGGAGGGCUUAAUUUUGCAAAGUAGUGAUGAAGGCAAGAUUCACCACAAUGAGGAGGUUAUACAUGCAGCGAAUGAUGUAAUUAAUAGCAUUGACAAAGAUGACUUGGCAAAAUAUUUUUCAGUGAAGAGUGAUCCUGAAGAUGAUGAGGCAGAGAAAAUCAAAAAGAAGAUGGAAGCAAUACGUGACCAGUUAGCAGAUGCACUGUACCAAAAGGGAUUAGCACUUGCAGAGAUUGAAUCUUUAAAGCAUGGUGAGAAGGAAUUGAGUGGAACUACAGCAAGCACUGAAGCUUCAGACCAAGCAAGACAGGAAUCUGCACCAGACUCUGGUAAGCAGCAAGAUCUGUUUGAGGAGAAUUUCAAAGAACUAAAGAGAUGGGUGGAUGUACAGUCCUCCAAGUAUGGUAUGCUUUCAGUUGUACGUGAGAGGCGUUCUGGAAGGCUUGGAACAGCACUUAAGGUACUGAAUGAUAUUAUUAAAGAAGAUGGGGAGGCCCCAAAAAAGAAGCUCUAUGAUCUGAAGCUCUCUUUGCUCGAUGAAAUUGGAUGGAGCCAUGUGGCCUCUUAUGAGAGGCAGUGGAAUCAUGUUCGCUUCCCUCCAAGCUUGCCUCUGUUUUGAAGGGUUCUUCCCUCAGUACUACAAGAAUUUGCACAUAGGGUCGAACUGAAUUGAAUGCUUUAAUCAGUGAAAGGACUGUGGGUCAGACUUACCAUGAUUUCUAAAGGGUAUCUUCUCUCUGUUUGCAGUUAAUAAAAGAAUCAUGAUUUCUAGUGAUGAAACAUCUUACCAUACACAUGCAUUAACAUGCUCGUGUAUUGGUUUGGUGGUAUAUCUGAGGAUCUGCGGUGGCUAGAGGAUCGUUGGUUCUGUGCUUUUACAGUUGUGCUUGACUCCUUAGGAUUUAUUUAGGAAUAUUCACUUCAUUGUUUAUUUCGGAUUGGAAAAUGUGUAGUUAAAUAAAAAUAAAAUUUAUUUCAGUUGGAGGUUU